Messenger RNA from Adineta steineri, 963 nucleotides. Lineage: Eukaryota; Metazoa; Rotifera; Eurotatoria; Adinetida; Adinetidae. The record is from the annotation of a GenBank genome assembly.
AUGAUAACCAACGGUAGUCUAACUGGCUUAUUUUCUGAAGAAGAAGUUUCUGUACCUCGUCAACUUCGUUUUUGGUUGUUUCUCAUAUUACUUAUUCCAUCCAUUUAUUGUUCAUGCGUUUUACUUUUUCAACUUUUCGUCAAUAAAAAAUUUCGAUCUCAAUUGAGUAAUCAUAUUAUUAUCUGUCUACUCAUCCUUGGAUUACUUAUAGAAUUAAUCGAUAUACCUUUGCAUCUUAGUUUCUUACAACUAGGUUUUGUUUGGCCAUCUACACCUACUUUAUGUACUAUCUGGUGGUUUGUAGAUACAGGAAUAUAUAAUGGAUGCGUUAUAAUUAUGGCAUGGGGUUCUAUUCAUCGUUAUUUAUUAAUAUUUCAUGAUCGAUUAUUUCUGAUUGCAAAGAAGCGCUUUCUUUAUCACACGAUGCCUCUCUUCAUUUUGAUCUUAUAUAUCUUUACAUUUUAUGUAGUUGUAAUAAUAUUUCCACCAUGUUCAAAGAUAUAUGAUUAUAACUUACCUAUUUGUGGUGAAUAUCCAUGUUAUUUAAGUAUACCUUUACUUGGCAUAUGGGAUACAGUUAUAAAUAGUAUUGUACCAACUGCAAUAAUUACUGUUUUUAGUAUAAUUGUAUUAGUUCGUGUUUAUAUUCAAAAACGACGUCUUAAUCGAGCUAAUCGAUGGCGUAGACAACGUAAAAUGACAAUUCAAUUAUUUUCCAUUUGUAUUUUAUAUUUAUCGGCGAAUGUUCCACUUAAUCUUGUUAUUUUUGGUCAUAUUUGCGGUCUAUCCCCUCAGUUUGGUGCAAAUGUACAAGUUUACGCUAAUUAUCUGUGUUAUUUCGUUACUCUUCUGUUUCCAUUUGUCUGUCUUAGUACUCUUUCUGAAAUGCGCAAGAAACUACGAUGGAAGGGUUUACUUUUAUUUCGACGUUCACGAUACAUUUCUACGAUCCAUCCUAAAUGA